AUGAAACACAUUUUUUUAUUAUUUUUAUUAACUAUAACUUGUGCAUUAUCAACAACAGUUGAAUUUAAAGAUAAAACCCCAACAUUAAUUAAAAGAAAAAACAUAUUUGUUUGUACUACAGGUGUUGGAAUGACAUUUACUGGAAUUGUAAUUGGUGUUUUAGGUAAUAUAAAUAAUCCAAAAGAAUUGAUUGCAAGUAAGUUAAACAUAAAUCAUGAGAAGGAGAUCAAUUUGUCAAAUGAAGAUGUUGAAGAUUCUAACAAAAAACUUAUGAAAUCAAAGUUAGAUAAGGCUAGUAUUGUUGCUGGAUCUGGUAUUAGUUUUAUUGGUAGUCUUGCUUGUCAAGAGUUCUGUUAA
Messenger RNA from Lodderomyces pseudojiufengensis, 357 nucleotides. RefSeq lists its product as uncharacterized. NCBI's taxonomy places the organism in Eukaryota, Fungi, Ascomycota, Pichiomycetes, Serinales, Debaryomycetaceae. The transcript has a single exon. Bases 1 to 357 code for a protein of 118 amino acids. The record is from RefSeq and is a predicted model, not a curated record.